AUGACAAAACUCAAGAAAACAACUGAUGAGACAAAGAAAUUACUUCAUGAAACCAUUGAAGACUUUGGACAACAUUUCACAGCAAUCAACAAUGAGAUUUCAGCAAAUAUUAUCAAAGUGAAAGAGUUUCUCGUUGAAAGACUUGACUCAAUUCGACAACUCUCUCAACUCCAACGGGCCACUCAAGAAUUGCAAGAGAUCAGAGAUCUUCAAAAUUCUCUUGACGAAGUUCUUCAGAGCUUUGACACACAAAACGAGGAAACGAGUAUCAAAUUGAAGAAAAUCGUGAAACUUGUUGAGAAGAAGCAAACUGAACAGAAGGCUUCAAUCAAUACAGCGAGC
Mesorhabditis belari is the source of this 342-nucleotide messenger RNA. Lineage: Eukaryota; Metazoa; Nematoda; Chromadorea; Rhabditida; Rhabditidae. The record is from the annotation of a GenBank genome assembly.